Messenger RNA from Punica granatum (pomegranate), 2200 nucleotides. The record is from RefSeq and is a predicted model, not a curated record. Lineage: Eukaryota; Viridiplantae; Streptophyta; Magnoliopsida; Myrtales; Lythraceae.
GGUCAAUGAUUGAAAUGUCUAUCCGACUUCAUGUUCUGCUAGCUGUACAUAGUUUCAAUGGAAGCACAGAAAGCUCAACUUUUAAAUGCCCGAAACAGGUUCGAUAGAAGAAAUUCCGAAGAAUGAUCCGGGUUUCUAUCUCCUUACUCGAAAGCGCGUUAAAAAUUUGGUUAUUUCCUUCCAUAUUUUCAGGAGGAGUCUGCUAGUAUUAGAUGUUUGUUAUCCUGCUUGAGUAGUUGGAAAAUUGUUUUUCCCGGCACGGUUCAAGACUUGUUAUGUUCAGUACCAUAAUGUUUUGAGAUCAAAUGUUUUUUGAGGAAAGAAGACGGGAAACUACUAAGAAUUGGAAACUAAACUCAGUACAGUUGUGCUCCAAGUUCCGGAUCAAAACAAAAACAGCUUCUGAGGUGGGCCCAUUUCUGCCAUGGCCAAGAAUUAGCCCCCCAGUCCCCACCACCACCACCUCCACCACCACCACCACCAUCACCACCACCACCUCAACACACUCUCACAACAGCAGAGACCAAAAGCCAUCAUUGCCCAUCAAGAAAUUCCCAUUCCCUCUUCCCACCAGCACUUUGCAGCCUUUUCUGUGCCUGUACCUGUCUUGGUGGCUCCUGUCUUUGUUCUCACCUGCUCUGUCUCUGCCGAACCCGAAACCUCUCCAGGGGAGAAAAACUAGGCAGACAAAAGCUACGAUUUUUGUGAGGGUGAUGGCAAGAGGUUGGUGACUUGGGAUUGACCUCUGGCCUGCUUGCUAUAAUGGGCAACUGCUUCUGCAGAUGGGAGUCUUCAAUCUACAGAGUUUCCUCCAACGCUAAGUCAGAAUCUCCCAAAUACGAAAGCCCAUCGUCUAAAUUACGGAAGGACGACAGUAAGUUACCAUCGAAUCCCGAGGAAGUAGAAGACUUGCGUCGCGAUUCAGCUGCCAACCCACUGGUUGCGUUCACCUAUAAUGAACUGAAGAUCAUCACAGCCAAUUUCAGGCAAGACCGGGUUCUGGGCGGAGGGGGAUUCGGGAGCGUGUACAAAGGGUUUGUCACUGAGGAUCUAAGGGAGGGGUUUCAGCCCCUUCAAGUGGCUGUUAAGGUCCAUGAUGGCGAUAAUAGUUAUCAAGGUCACCGCGAAUGGCUGGCAGAGGUCAUAUUCUUAGGACAACUCUCUCAUCCAAAUCUCGUGAAGUUGAUUGGGUACUGCUGUGAAGAUGAACACCGUGUUCUAAUUUACGAGUACAUGGCUCGGGGUAGUGUGGAACAUAACCUAUUCUCCAGAGUGCUGCUUCCUCUUCCAUGGUCGAUCAGAAUGAAAAUAGCAUUCGGAGCUGCCAAGGGACUUGCCUUCCUCCAUGAAGCCGCAAAACCAGUCAUCUAUCGGGAUUUCAAGACUUCCAAUAUACUGUUAGACUUGGACUACAAUGCCAAGCUCUCAGACUUUGGUCUCGCAAAAGAUGGGCCCGAGGGAGACAAGUCGCAUGUUUCCACUCGAAUAAUGGGAACAUAUGGAUACGCUGCUCCUGAAUAUAUCAUGACAGGGCAUCUGACUCCGAGGAGCGACGUCUACAGCUUCGGGGUUGUCCUUCUGGAGCUCCUCACAGGGAGGAAAUCACUGGACAAGUCGAGGCCCGCAAGGGAGCAGAACCUCACGGACUGGGUCCUCCCGCUGCUCAAGGAGAAGAAAAAGAUACUCGACAUUGUGGACCCGAGGCUCCAGGGGGAUUACCCGGUCAAGGGGGUCCAGAAGGCUGCGAUGCUCGCAUACCACUGCCUGAACAGAAACCCGAAGGCGAGACCUCUGAUGAGAGACAUCGUCGACUCAUUGGAGCCACUGCAGGUCCAAGACGAAGACUCGGCCCAGAAGACGACAAUCACCAUGAUCAGCAGCGAGGUUUUAGAGACCGACACGAAAAGAAAAGAUUUACAGUGAGCUUGGCAUGGGUUUGUGCUCUCUUUUAUUCCCUUUUUUUUUCGGUGAUUUUCCGGUUUAUAUGCCAAAUUUCCAAAAUCCUUUAUAACGGUACAUAGGUUUCUUGGGGUGUUUGUAAUUGUCAAGGUAAAAAAGAAUGGUUUUGUUUUUAGGUAACUUCUGAAAAAAAAAAAAAGAUGUUUACAUUUUAGACAGUUUCUUUGAUUGGUUUUCUUUCAGUACUUUACAUACAGCAGAUCAAAGUAUGUACGAGACCUUGUGCCGGCAUACUUCUCGA